Molecule: messenger RNA, 1041 nt
Organism: Odocoileus virginianus texanus
Lineage: Eukaryota; Metazoa; Chordata; Mammalia; Artiodactyla; Cervidae
Source: RefSeq, a predicted model, not a curated record
AUGAAGGCAGUCCCUCUGGCGAUAAACUUGCUCUUAGCAGGACCUUAUACAAAGAAUCACCCAGUUCACUGUGCCAGAGGAUCAGAGCUAAGAAGAAUUCUGGUGGGCGAAACGGGAACCAGCAAAAGUGUGACAGGGAACAGCAUCCUCAGGAAGCCAGCAUUUGAGUCCAGGUUGAGUGCCCAGUCCUUGACGCAGACUUGCAGUGAGAGUCGGGGUAGCUGGGGAGAGACCGAGGUGGUGGUUAUUGACACACCAGAUAUGUUUUGUGGGAAGGACCCCUCUGAUUCCCUGAACCAAGAGGUGCACAGGUGCUACCUGCUUUCUGCCCCAGGACCCCACGUGUUGCUCCUGGUGAUGAAACUGGGCCGAUUCACCAUGGAGGACCAGCAGGCUAUUCAGGGGGUGAAGGAGAUCUUCGGAGAGGGUGCCAUGAGGCACACUGCUGUCGUCUUCACCCGCAAGGAAGACCUCAAGGGAGGCUCCCUGAGGGAUUUUAUCCAAGGCUCAGACAACAGAGCCCUAAGUGAGCUGGUGGCAGCGUGUGGGGGGCGAGUGUGUGCCUUUGACAACUGCACUACAGGGAGCACCUGGGAUGACCACGUGAAGGAGCUCAUGGACUCGAUUGAGAGCCUGGUGACAGUGGAAAGGAGUGACCACUACACUAACAGGCUGUACAACCUUCUAACACAGUCAGAAUGUGGGCCUGUACAGUCAGAGCAAAGACUGCAGGAUUUCAAAGGGAGCUUUAUAAAAUACAUGGAAAUUCAGACACGUGGUACAAUCAUGGCCAAAGCAAAUUGCCUGAGAAAAGCCCUACUCCAAACAGCGCUGUGUAUUGCAUUGUGUGCUCAGGUGUCUGCCACAUUGCUCAUUCAAUUAUUUUGUGUAUUGCAUAGGACAUGCGAUUUCUUUUGCCGCUUACCCUUUAGUAUGUGCAGUUUAUUCUGUAGUUUACUGUUAGUCAUACCCAAACAAUUAGUGAUGAUUUUUAGAAAGGCCAGUAGACUGGAUGCAAGACUCCUGUGUCAUAGUUACUGA